CUGGAUGUACGUCAGCUGUGGGUUAUAUAUCUCAACCCUUUUUCGUAGUUGCUGUGUCUGCUUUCGGGAUCAGCAUAUUGCCCACUCCCGGACUUACUCUUUCAGAUUCUUGUAUCGCACAGCAUCUGUACGUGCUUCAUUUACCGCAUCAACAAAGUAGCAAAUCGGGACGGUUCCAUGAAGACUUAGGUUGAAGACAGACCCAGGUAUGCAGAACAGCAGGGCGAGCCAUUUCAAAAGCAGAGCGGGAUGCCGGACUUGCAAAAGGAGAAGAAUUAAAUGCGACGAGAUCAAGCCAUGCUGCAUCCGUUGCCUGUCGGGAAACAGAAUAUGCGAGGGUUACGGGAUUGUCAUAGAUGCACCAAAACGUCCUACGUCUAAGAUCAUCAAAAUCCAAAAGGCCAAGGGACACGCAAAUUCAUGGUCAGAAAUCCAGCCGAAGGUCAUGACAACUUUGGAUGUCAUUCCGUUCCUCAAUCAUUCGGAAUCUGCGGCAUUCGAUCUUUUCAGGUCUCAAACGAUCCGUGAAAUGUCUGGAUUACGUUCAUCUAACUUUUGGAAAAAGAUUGCCUUGCCUGCAUGCUACUCAGUUCCCGCGAUUCUUCAUGCUUCUAUGGCGCUGGCGAGUGCGGGUCGAUGGUCCCAAGCGUCUCGCAAAGGCUAUCACCCGCUCGGUAGUGAUCUCAUGAAACUCGAUACUGUUCAUUACUACAACAAAGCCAUUCAACACCUCAAAAUACAUGUCGCGAAGCAUGGAGAUCUUUCGUCUCUGAAGAUCUCUCUUAUUGCUUGCAUACUCUUUAUCGCUCUUGAGCUGUCGACUGGACGCUUUGGGCAGGCUUUAAUGCACUUGAACCAGGGCCGAAAAUUACUGCAUACAACUUCAUCAUCUAAGCUAUCAGCAAAAUGUGAUUCGAAGGUCAGCACGAAAACGGCACGCUUGCUAUCAAGCUUCCACUCGACAGAGGACGAGAUAGUCUCCGUCUUUGCUGACUUGGAUCUCCAAGCCACGUACUUUGGCUCAGAAAGACCACAGCUCACGCUUGGUUCUCACAGUUCGGCAGAAAUCCACGGCCCUAAAUCACAAUUCUCGCUUGCCCUUCCGAAGCAUUUCUCUUUCAUGCAAGAAGCAAAUCAGUACCUAGUCAUAAUUACGAACAAGUGCUUGCAGUUCGUAGGUCAGGAGCUUGACCACGAUCAACAUACACGACAGAACGAAUCAUCGAACUUCCAUCGUCAGUAUCUAUACAAGACGCUCAAAGACUGGCGAAAACGCUAUAAGGAAAUCUGCUCCAAAGCAGUUGUGUCUGACAGCUCUGACACAUGGAAACAAUAUUCAAGUCUGAUGUGUCUGCAUCACACUUGGCUCAGCAUCGUGUUACCGACAUCAUAUGCAGAGACCGAAGAGACCGAUUUCGACUCGUACUUUCGAGAGUUCGCUACAAUUGUAGAUCUUGCCAAUAGCAUACUUUCAGAAGACGCAUCGAAGCGACUUUCAUUGGAGUUUGGAUUGGUCGCUCCACUUUCCUGGACUGUGAAAAAUUGCCGCCACCCACAGAUCCGGCGAAAAGCCCUUCAUCUUCUUACACAGGCUGGCCGAGAAGGACUAUGGGAGCCGAGAUUAAUGACCCAGCUUGGCCGUGAGUUGAUCUUGUUGGAGGAAGGAAUCGAAAAGCUAGAAUAUCUGGACUUGCAUGCUGAAAGAUCUUAUGGCGACGAAGAUUUGGUUCCACUGGAGCGUCGUAUUAGCACUGUAUCAGUGUCUCUUGAGAUUGGAGAGCAUCCUGAACUAUGCAUCACGUUUCAGCGAAAGGCAUGGAGCUACGGACAAUGCAUUGGUAUGGAGACAAUUAUACGCCGGCAACCAUACGAGUCACUUCUCCCCGAAGAGUAGAUCUUAGGAGCAUGCUCUGGUAGGAUCAUGGAAUAGCGGUGUGCGGAGUAGCGUAACUAACAGUGAAAACAUCGGCCUGCGAUCCUACAAAUAUUCCAAAUCCGCUCAGCGAAAAUGACCGGGCUGUGCAGGAUACCGUCUUCGGAGCGGCUCUGAAACUUGACACGGUGUCCAAU
This is a messenger RNA of Mollisia scopiformis, 2070 nucleotides long. RefSeq lists its product as uncharacterized. The record is from RefSeq and is a predicted model, not a curated record. Gene Ontology annotation, molecular function: zinc ion binding; DNA-binding transcription factor activity, RNA polymerase II-specific. Gene Ontology annotation, biological process: regulation of DNA-templated transcription. The coding region runs from base 209 to 1894 and encodes 561 amino acids. Lineage: Eukaryota; Fungi; Ascomycota; Leotiomycetes; Helotiales; Mollisiaceae. The transcript has 2 exons.